AUGGAAGGACUAAAAAUCGAUCUCGAAACAUUCAUUUCCGUGCUGUAUCCUUCAUCUUUCUCAUUAUUGCUGGCUGGUAUUAUCGGGGCUGAUGUAUCUGCAUAUCUAAAAUUUUGUGCUUCCACGGAAAUGGAAACGAGUUUUGAAGACGAUCCGGAUUUCGCAUACAAUUUUUGGAAUAUGCAUGCAGAAUUUCACGAACUCAUGAAAAUCGCACAUUUUUUGACGCGUGUCCACCUAACAUCGGCCUCAGUGGAGCAUCUAUUUUCAAAAGCCGGAGCUCUUUAUGGCGACUCGCGCAGAUCUCGAUUAUCCACAGCUAAGGCUGAAAUGUUUCUGGUGAUCGGUUUGGAAGCGCUUCAAAAAGAAAAGAAUGUGAUGCCCAAUUUGGAAUGUGAAGAAGAAGUGCAAGACUUAUACAAUUCUUUUCUUAAACGA
Molecule: messenger RNA, 438 nt
Organism: Mesorhabditis belari
Lineage: Eukaryota; Metazoa; Nematoda; Chromadorea; Rhabditida; Rhabditidae
Source: the annotation of a GenBank genome assembly